AUGGAAUCGUUUGGUUUUCAAAUGGUUAUCCUACUCUUCAUGUUGGACACUUUUACAGCUUUACCUUCAUCUUCAAUAGGAUCAUCAUCAUCUUUGUCUUCUUCGUCAACCUCGUCACCUUUACCUUUAGCUUCUUCCCUGUCGGCUACAGCAAUAGCAUCAAGUUUAACCUCGGCUGCUUCCGAGGCUUUCCCAGGAUUAACUUUUGAACCUCAUGUUGAACCAAACAACCUUACUGGUUACAUUGAGGCUCUUCACUCGGUUCCUGAUCAUGUAUUUGACAAUGCGGCCAUCAUUGCUGCCAUGGAUUCUGAUGACUUUAACCGUGACAUGUACUCUAGAAGUGGACUCUCACCUCAGCGGAGUUCAUCUACAGCUCGAAUAGGUGAACUUUAUUCGCCCGAAGAAAUGUAUCAGGAAGAAUUUUCACCUUCUCUUCUUGACUAUGCAAGCAGUAUGAAUAGAAAUACCAAGACCAAUGAAAAUAAAUAUCAACCAACUUUUGGAUUUCACCAACCAACGGGUAAACAACAUUCUCUGAUGGGCUUCAAUUACAAUGAACUAUUUCCAGGAACUAGUAACAUGGGACCAAACAACUUGAUCAACAACAACAAUAAUAAUAAUGGACCUUAUAAUGGAGUUCAUUUGAUUAGUAAUCUUGUUCCCAAGCAAAAUGGUUACUCAGACAAUGGACGGUCAACCAAGACAUCAGCUCCUUACAACGCUGCAAUUCAAACAUCACCUUCUCAGUCACAACAUGUUGCCAAUUCAGGCCAGGACAGUAAAAACAUUGACAUUGAUAUAAAUACAAUUAGAGGAAUUUUAUUCCAAGUAUUGAAACAUCUUGACUCGCAAGAGUUGAGCAAAAAUCUAGACUCUGCUAAAGGUAUUUCAAGUCAAGCCAACUCGGGUCACCAUCAACAGUCAACAUACCAACAACAACCAGCCAAGAAACGUACAUCAACAUUGAACCUCUACCAACCCGCAGUGCAACCCUAUUCAUCAUCAAGUUACACCAAUGGUCAAUCAACGGGCAACAAUGCUCCUCACCGACACCAACAAUAUCAACAAUAUCAACAACACCAGCAACACCCAAGCACCAAUUAUGGCAACAACAACAACAACAACAAACAGUCUUACAUGUCCCAUGUACCCUUGGCUUAUACGGGUAAACCAGUGACUUCAUCUUCAUCUUCAGCCUCAUCUUAUUCCUCAUCGAUAUCCAAUGAUCACAACCAGGAAAGACCAAAGAACCCCAAUCAUUCAGUUGGCUAUCCAACAACAGUUGAAAUUGCGGCCGGAAAUCAAGGUUUAAUUGCUAUUCCAUUGCCGCCCAAUGUUGUCAAAUUCAACUAUUUUGGUAAAGGCAAUGGUAAUAUUGGUACUGGUUAUAAAAGCAAUUUAAAUGACAAUUAUUCUGGCAAGAAAAAGUAUUCACAAGCGCAACCUUUAUUACCUCAAACUCAUCAAAGCAAAAGCUAUUCAAGUUUCACUCCAAUUAAAUCAUCAUCAUCUUACAGUGUUCAAAAUAGUGUCAACAAAUUGAAUGGUAAAAACUGUAACCGUCAUCAUCACCAUCAUCAUCUAGCACAAGACGAUUCAUAUGCUUCAGCAUCAUCAGCUUCUGGUGAAGCCGCUGUAGCAGCAACCAUUGACUCUGCCUCAUCAUAA
This is a messenger RNA of Tetranychus urticae (two-spotted spider mite), 1671 nucleotides long. The record is from RefSeq and is a predicted model, not a curated record. NCBI's taxonomy places the organism in Eukaryota, Metazoa, Arthropoda, Arachnida, Trombidiformes, Tetranychidae.